This is a messenger RNA of Medioppia subpectinata, 711 nucleotides long. The record is from the annotation of a GenBank genome assembly. NCBI's taxonomy places the organism in Eukaryota, Metazoa, Arthropoda, Arachnida, Sarcoptiformes, Oppiidae.
GGCUUUCCCAGUCUGGGCCACAUUAAGGGUGGCGUACGCGUCGAGAGAGUGCCCCAACUCUGCAUUAGCCGCGAGUCCAACGACUAUAGGCUUUUGGCCAAAGCCAUGGCCAAGCACUCGACGGAACCGUCACAAUCGGUGCCACCGUAUACUGUGCCCAACAAACCGGCGCUCGACGGCCUGCGGGUGACCACUGCCAGUGCGGACAACAUACUGUUGGAGUGGCCGAACGGGACGGCCGGCGCCAAUGGCACCUAUCGGGUGGACGUGCGCCAGAUUUUUGAUUACGGCCGCGAUAUGAACGAUGCGAUUGUCGACAAACGGAGCUGUCAUAUGAACGGCGCGCCCAAUGUGUUGAAUCUGGACGAGCAGCGCAAGUGUCGCCUACGGGCCGACAAAAGUGGCCAAUGGCUGGUGUUUUACUACAUGGGCCACGACCCACACCUCGACGGGUUCGGCACUCUUAUCACUAAAUAUAAUUUUGUUCAACAAUUGUCCCGCGAUAUCAAUAACGACACGACAGUCAUUCCGUACGACCCGCCCAUAUAUCACACGGUGGAGGACAAAGUGACCAUGGUGAUUCCCGGCGCCAGCACCUGGGCCAACAUCACCAAGCUCAGACAAUUCACUUCGUAUUAUAUCAUUCUUAAGGCGUGUAAUGGCACCGACUGUAAGGACAUCGCGCACGUCAAGACUAAGACACUGCCAUCC